Messenger RNA from Cetraspora pellucida, 1110 nucleotides. NCBI's taxonomy places the organism in Eukaryota, Fungi, Glomeromycota, Glomeromycetes, Diversisporales, Gigasporaceae. The record is from the annotation of a GenBank genome assembly.
UUAAAAAUGCCAUUUUCACAUCAUAGCCAUUCAGGUCAAUUUUGUGAACACGCAAAAGGAAAACUUGAAGAAAUUGUUAUAGAAGCCAUUAAAAAAAAGUUUUUGGUUUACGGAUUGUCUGAACAUUGUCCUAGAUAUAGAGUACAAGAUUUAUAUCCUGAAGAGUCACAUCUUCAACCAUCAGACCUGUCCAAAACCUUUUCCGAAUUCGUAAUAGAAGCACGUCGACUUCAAGACAAAUAUAAAUCACAGAUAACUUUAUUAGUUGGUUUAGAAUCGGAAAAUAUAACAAGUUCAUCGACUACCGAAAUUAAAAAUUUAAUUUCUCAAUAUAAUCUUGAUUAUUUGGUCGGAUCUGUUCAUCAUGCUCAUGAAACACCAAUUGAUUUUGAUUUAGAAACUUUCGAAAUUGCACUUUCAAAAUCUGCUAAUCUUUUUGAAAGUAAUGUUAAUUCACUCGAAGAAAGUUUAUUUGCAUCAUAUUUUGAUUCUCAAUACCAAUUAUUAAAAGAUCUUAAACCAAUGGUGGUUGGCCAUUUUGAUGUUAUUCGAAUAUUUAGGCCAAACUUUGAAUUAACAGAUUUUUUGUUUAAGAAAAUUGAGAGAAAUAUAGAGUUCGUUAUGGAAUAUGGCGGAUUGUUUGAAAUUAAUACUGCUGGGUUUAAGAAAUUACAAUGUGCCUAUCCUCAAAGAGAUAUUCUUAAGUUGAUAAUAGAAAAAGGUGGAAAAUUGACAAUUUCUGAUGACUGUCAUAGUCCUCAAUCUGUUGGCAUGAAUUAUCACAAACUUUAUGAUUAUUUAAAAGAAUUCAAUAUCAAUGAAUUAUAUUAUUUAGAUAUUGAUCUUGAGAAGCCUAAACAGGAUAGAAAGGUUGUUGUAAAGUGUUGUUACAAUGGAAUGGUUGUUCGAUCUUCAGCUAUGAUAAAAAAACAUGCUCAAUCUGCAGAUAUUGAAGAUUAUCCUAAUACAGUUCAAGAAAGUGGAAUAAAAGAACUUGAAAUAGGAGAACCCAAAAAUGAAAUAGUUGAAGAUAAUGAACUUAUUGUCUCUUGUAAUAUUGAAAAAACAGAACUUGAUGAUUUAUUGCAAAGGCUUAAAGAGUUACAAUAA